This is a messenger RNA of Chenopodium quinoa (quinoa), 906 nucleotides long. RefSeq lists its product as uncharacterized. The coding region runs from base 1 to 906 and encodes 301 amino acids. The transcript has 2 exons. The record is from RefSeq and is a predicted model, not a curated record. Lineage: Eukaryota; Viridiplantae; Streptophyta; Magnoliopsida; Caryophyllales; Amaranthaceae.
AUGCCCUUUGGAACUAAGAGAGUAUUUGCUAGUGCUCCUCUCACUCCUAUUGUUAAUCCCGGUGGUGGUAUUCGUCCUAUAGCUUUGGGUACUGCCUGGCGGCAUCUUGUUUCGAAGGUGGCUGCUGUUAUGGUUGGCCAGUCUUUGGGAAGUUACUUUGAUGGUCUUCAAUGUGGUGUUGGGGUUUCUUUAGGUGGCGAGGCAAUUCUUCAUGCUAUGAAUCGAUUGAUUGAGGAUCGUGAUUCUAAUGUUGGUCUUUCUAUGUUGUUGGUGGAUUUUCAAAAUGCCUUCAAUCUAGUUGAUCGUGCGGUCAUGUUACGUGAAGUUCGUCGUCGUUGUCAUGACAUUUCGCGAUGGGUUGAAUUCUACUACUCUAAUCCAGCCAGAUUAUAUGCUUUUGAGGUAUGUCUUCAGGCGUGGUAUUUGGAUGACGGCACUAUUAUUGGUGAAACUUUGGUGUUGGGGAAGGUUAUGCAGUUGAUUAUGGAGGAAGGGCCUCGUUUUGGGUUACAUCUCAACGUGGAAAAAACUGAAACUUUUUGGCAUACAGAAGACCCGCGAAGCAGGCUUGUGGGUGUCUUUCCCCUUAAUAUUGCUCAACCAUUGCAUGGUGUUAAGUUGCUUGGUGGUCCUACUAGUUCCGAUUCCGGUUUUAGUGGUGAGCUUGUGAUGCAGAGGGUGACCAAGACCAUUGCGCUUAUGGAUAAGGUUGCUAAGCUAGAUGAUCCUCAGUGUGAGUUGUUGUUACUUAGGGCAUGUACCGGAGUUUCUAAACUCUACUUUGCUUUGCGUACUUGUCCUCCUAGUACUUUUGAGGCGACUCACCGCACAUUUGACGAGGCUCUUCGAUCUUCCUUGGAGCGUAUUGUUACUGCUUUGGGGCCUGGGUUUGGCGAUUGGCAGUAG